AAGAAGAGAUGUCUGGAUUCCUCACCUUGAGUUUGAUUCUGGCUUUAACAGCUCUCACGAUGUGUAAAGCUCAGCGCAGACUCUUUCCCAGCGAGUCCAAAUCAGGUGUCUUGUGUCUGAAUGGAGGAUCAUCUCUAUCUUCUCUGUCUGGUCGGCAUCUUCUCUGUCUCUGUCCUGAAGGCUUCAGGGGCUCCAGAUGUGAAACAGACACAUCGGUCUCCUGCUUCGAUGGAAUUGGUCAGCUCUACGCGGGACCCGUGUCCAAAUCAGCCAGUGGGAGGGAAUGUCUGGAAUGGGAUUCAGAGAAAGUCCGUGAAAUUGGAGUUUAUCCCAAGAAUCCGAUCCUGGGUGGACACAAACACUGCAGAAACCCAGACUUCAGCCGCAGACCGUGGUGUUUCGUAAAGACGCCAUCCGGGAUCAUGAAAGAGGACUGUGAUAUUCCACGCUGCACAAAAGAUCCCGGAUCUGAUCAGGACAGUCUGGCAGUUUCACACUCAGGCUGGAGGUGUGGUCAGGGGGAGGGGCGGAGCAUGAAGGUAGUGGGCGGAGCUCUGAGCACGGUGGAGAGACACCCAUGGAUGGCGGCGGUUUUCAGCAGAAAUUCUCGCGGGAGAUUUUUCACCUGCGGAGGGAGUCUGAUUUCACCCUGCUGGAUCCUGACGGCCGCUCACUGCUUCCCUGAUGGAGCUCAGACCAGUGUCCAUAAACUGUCAGUAGUUCUGGGAAAGAAGGCCAUAAACGAGACGGAUGUUCAGAACGAGCAGGAGUUCAGGGUUUCUAAACUCUUCAUCCACGAACACUUCGACAACACCGAUGGAAACUUCAACAACGACAUCGCUUUGUUAAAGAUUCGUGGUUCUGACGGCCGCUGUGCUAAAGAGUCUAGUUUGGUUAAGACGGUCUGCAUUCCUGGACCCAAUGAGUCGCUCAGUGAUGGGACGUCCUGUGCGGUGACGGGAUACGGCAGAGAACAUGAAGGGUCCUGGUUUUACUCUCAGUAUCUCAAAGAAGCAAAGGUCAGGAUUUUGUCUCAGGAUUUGUGUUCGAGUAAAGCGUAUUACGGCAACAUGAUCACCGAGAACAUGCUGUGUGCUGGCAGCCCAGACUGGAGCUCAGACGCCUGUAAGGGUGACUCUGGCGGGCCGCUGGUCUGUCGUGUCCAGGAUCGAGUGUUUCUCUUCGGUGUGGUCAGCUGGGGUGAAGGAUGCUCCAGACCGUUUCGGCCUGGUGUGUAUGCCAAAGUCAGCAACUACUACCACUGGAUCCUGGAGAAGAGCGGCCUGACCACACUCUCAUGAUCACACACACACUGUUGAAGUCGGAAUUAUUCGCCCCCCUGUAUAUUUGUUCCCCAAUUUGUGUUUCACGUGGAGAAGAUUUUUUUAAGCGCAAUUCAAAACAUACUAGUUUUAAUAACUCAUCUCUAAUAACUGAUUUAUUUUAUCUUCGCCAUGAUGACAGUAAAUAAUAUUAGACUAGAUAUUCUUCAAGACACUAGUAUUCAGAUUAAAGUGACAUUUAAAGGCUUAACUAGGUUAAUUAGGGUAAAGUUAGGGUAAUUAGGCAAGUCAUUGUAUAACGAUAGUUUGUUCUGGAGACUAUCCAAAACAAAUAUAGCUUAAGGGGGCUAAUAAUAUUGACCUUAAAAUGGUGUUUAAAAUAUUAAAAACUGCUUUUAUUCUAGCCGAAAUAAACCAAACAAGACUUUCUCCAGAAGAAAAAAUAUUAUAGGAAAUACUGUGAAAAAUUCCUGAAUCUGUUCAACAUCAUUUGGGAAAUACUUGACAAAGAAAUUCACAGGAGGGAGAAUAAUUCUGACUUCAGCUGUAUAAACUAUUGUCUCACAGUAGUUCGUUUACUGUAGGUCAAUUACUUAUAAUCUGCUAGUCAGUACUGUACUGCAUGUAAGUAAGUAUUAAUUAGGAAGUAUUAUUUUCCAUUGUUUUUAAACUGUUCAGUGUAACUUUGAGGUCAUUUGUCUCAUUUCUAUUUUAAUGUUAUAUUGUUGUGUAACUAUAUGAUACUGGCCAAGUCAGACAAAGGCCAAUAAACCUUUUUAAAAAAUA
Molecule: messenger RNA, 2069 nt
Organism: Danio aesculapii
Lineage: Eukaryota; Metazoa; Chordata; Actinopteri; Cypriniformes; Danionidae
Gene: plaub
Product: plasminogen activator, urokinase b
Exons: 11
Coding region: 9-1301 (430 amino acids)
Biological process (GO): regulation of cell adhesion mediated by integrin; plasminogen activation
Molecular function (GO): serine-type endopeptidase activity
Source: RefSeq, a predicted model, not a curated record